GGAGAAGGUCAAAUGAUUGCGCGUGCCUGCCUCCGUGUACAUUCCCGCGAUGCUGAGACGCUCGUAGCACCUGAAUCGCGUGUCCGGCAGUGCUCGCGACCGUCUGAGAAGCGGCUCCCAUCGCCUCGCGUCCCUCCUCAAAGUUUGAAAAGUCCACAUCAAACACCAACCUCCCAAAGCCUCGGAGCAGGAAAAAGAAGACGGUGCCAAGAUGUUCAGCACCAAAAGGCUGAAGAAGAAGUCCCAGUCGGUGGAUAUCGCCAGUGCGGGUUUCUCCCCGACUCUGGCGCCGGCCUCGCCCCUCAACAAGGCUGCACCGGGGGUUGCCAAGACAACGGCCGUCCUGGCUGUGCAGGAAAACAACACAACCAACUCCCAGCGCCGCAGCCCCCGGUGUGGCGAGCUGAAGAGAGGCUACACCAUAGAUACCGGCCAGAAGAAGACUCCGGAGAAGAAGGAUGGGAGGCGCAUGUCGUUCCAGCGACCCAAAGGGACCGUUGAGUAUUCUGUGGAAUCGAGGGACACGUUGAACAGCAUUGCACUCAAGUUUGACACCACACCCAACGAACUGGUUCAGCUGAACAAGCUGUUCUCCAGAGCAGUGGUGCCUGGCCAGGUUCUGUACGUCCCUGAUCCAGAGUGCGUCUCCAGUGUCGGAAGCUCCCCCUCCCUCAGUCCCAUCAGCCCCCUGUCUCCCACCUCCUCAGAAGCUGAUUUGGAGAAGGUGACGGACUCUGAUGGCCCCUCCAGACCAGAAGGUGUUCAUCCCCCGGUGUUCUCCGCCCUGCGCCAGUCCAGGGCGGUGUCAUCCGCCUCCCAGGAGGAAGAGGCCCUCACAGAGAAGUUCCUCAAGAUCAACUGCAAGUACAUCACCGGCGGCAUGGGCGCGGUGAGCGGGGUGCUGCUGGUGACCCCCAACAACAUCAUGUUCGACCCGCACCGGAUGGACCCACUGGUUCAGGAGCACGGGUGCGAGGAGUACGGCAUCAUGUGCCCCCUGGAGGAGGUGCAGUCUGCUGCCAUCUGCAAGGAGAUCACCGACCCCAAGAUCAGAGAGGCUGUGCCCGAUGACCUGGAGCCUCUUCCCACUGAGAGACAUCCCUCCCAGAAGGAUCCAGAGCAGCGGCUCAGGGAGCCGGGCGCCAACGACAGCCCGGCCCCGCGCAGCGCAGAGGGCUCCAUCUCCGAAGACGUCUUCAUCGAGACCGAGCUGUCCCCCAUCCGCGAGGAGGAGCAAGCGUCUACCGAGGACCUCCGCCUGGACAAGUCCUCGGGCGCGUCCACGGAGUCCGUGAAAACCGUCACCCAGGUGGAGGCCGGCGGUGUGGCGUCCCGGGCCCCAGGUGGUGCCCCCGUCGCAGUCAGUAUGCCGCAGGAGGGCGCCGCGGCAAAAGCAGAGGACAAUCCAGCAGACACUGCCACAGAGAGCGCUAGUCCGUCCCCCAUGGGGUCUAAGCAGCACAGUGAAGAGAAGCCACCAAGCACACCGACCAGCAGCACUAGCCAGGCCCAGGGCGCCAGCAGCAGCAGCAGCCCCACCUCUCGCCAGGGGUCCCAAAGCUCAGCCACCCCUGGGCCUGCCGACACCACCUCUGUCUCAGCGAGUCCACAGGGGGAUACCAACAAGGGGACAGACGUCUCCAAAACGGACACUAUGCAACAGGACAAGGAGGAAAAAGAGAACGUAGAGCAGACGGCAAAGGACGACUCGCAGAACUCUGCAGGGGGUACAGGUUCUGUGGAGCGGCGGAAGCAUCCCUCUCACAAGUUCCUGUGUCUGCGGGUGGGGAAGCCCAUGAAGAAGACGUUUAUUUCCAACGCCAGCGCCUCAAUGCAGCAGUAUGCCCAGCAGGGCAAGAAGCACGAGUACUGGUUUUCUGUUCCGCAAGAGAGGUCCGACCACCUGUACGUGUUCUUCAUGCAGUGGAGCCCAGACAUGUACGGUGAGGGGGUCAGGGGGAUGGGACAAGAGCCGGGGUUCAUGGUUGUCAAGAAGAAUGAUGUGUCAGAAACCGCUGAGGACGAGCCCAUCACUGACCUCAAUGUCAAGGAGUGGGAGGUAGUGUCUCAGACGGAGUACCACCGUCGGAUUGAUGCACUAAAGAGUGAAGAUCUACGCUCGCUCUGCAAACGACUCCAGAUCACCACCAAGGAAGAGGUGAACUCCAAGCAGGGCGCAGCCAUCAAGACGGAGCCGGAGCCAGACACGUUCAAACCCAACCUCAGAGAAUCCAGUGAUCUCCUCGAGGCCGACCACAUAGAAAAGCUUGCUAGGAAUCUCCCACCUCGGACCAUUGGGUACCCAUGGACGCUGGCCUUCGGCACAUCAAAGCAUGGCAUGAGCAUCAAGAGUCUGUACAGGGCCAUGCAGGGCCAGGACACCCCCGUGCUCAUGGUCAUUAAGGACAGCGACGGCCAGGUGUUUGGUGCGCUGGCGUCGGAGCCCUUUAAAAUCAGCGAUGGCUUUUAUGGCACAGGAGAGACCUUCCUCUUCUCCUUCAACCCAGAGUUCCAGGUGUACAAAUGGACGGGGGACAACAUGUUCUUCAUGAAAGGAGACAUGGACUCCUUAGCUUUUGGUGGAGGCAGUGGGGAGUUUGGCCUGUGGCUGGACGGAGAUCUCUACCACGGCAGGAGUCACUCCUGUAAAACAUUUGGGAACCCCAUGCUCUCAAAAAAGGAGGAUUUCUAUGUUCAGGACAUAGAGAUCUGGGCUUUUGAAUAACUGAACAGUGCACCGUAGAAAAAACAACAAGUCCUGCUAUGGGCAAACUGAGGGGUCCUCCUCCUUUAGAACAAUGGCAACGCCCCCAAACCUAACUGCACAUCACGGGGCGCCCGCGCCCGACGCCAGCUAUCAGAUGUUGUUGUGCGUCGCUACUGCAGUUAUUACAGAGCUCUUUUUCUCUGUGAAAAAUUACCUGUGUGUGUAUCUUGUUACAGCCUUGUGCAGCAUCUUUGCAGAGUAGGGGGGAGUGUGUUAAGCAGUGGAAACCUUUACGGGGGACGGGUCUCCUCCCAGCUGAGAGGGGGUGAAGAUGACAGCAGCUGAAGUUUGGGACGGCUGCGAGAGAACGGCCCCCCGAUCUGAACUUCACACGACCUCAAGGAGUCCCCAGAACUUUGUUCAUUCAGUAGCCUCAGCCUCGGGGAGGGAAGGGGGGGUCCAUUACAUCAGUCUUGACCAAGAUGGUCGAGUGUGACAUUUACCGAAACCCAUCAGCAGCAGGAUGCCGCGUGACUGAGAGGAGAGAAUAUUUGCUGGGGGGUGUCAGUCUUUCUACAGUACCGUUUGAGAGGGGGGGGGGGAUUGUCUUCUGAGGCUCAACUAUAGAGUAUUGUGUAUUGUAGUCAUCCUGUUCACCGUCAUAGAGCACCAUCUGAACGCACAUAGCUAUAAUCAGAUCACCCAUCGUCGUAACGUUCUGUUUCAGUGGGUGUACAUGUGAGUCCAGCUAACACCGGCUCCUCUCGCAGGACGCCGGCUGUACUGUUCGUAGACAGUAACGUGUUGCAAUAGAUUUGUGGAAUAUGCAAUUAACUGUCCUGUGACCUCAACUACCCGCAGGCCGCGGCACUUUAGCCGCCUCCUGUCGCUCUUUCACGAGAGCAACUUGUAAAGCUUUUACGUCUCGAUACACGAUGGCUUUUCUGGGUGUCAUUCAAAAGCCUGAGACGUGGUUAACUGUUUUACAUGCAUAUAUGACAAUUAUAUAUCGAUAUAUAUGAUUAUAUUAUGGAUCAGUAUAAUCAUAUAUAUUUUGCUGUUAAGUGUGACAGUGAUCUAAUUGUGCUGAUAUUUCAGCUGUUACAAUAUAAUGUAUAUUACCCUGUAAAUUAAUGUUCAAAUAGUAGAUAUGUUCCAAUAUAUAUAUAUAUAUAAAUACACAGCGCUAUAUAUAUAUAUAAUAAAGUGUGGAUUGGUGGGUUGCUUCUAGCACUUUAAUCUGGUGUGAAAGCGUCAUGGCCAGGUUAUUAUAUUCUCUUAGCAGUAGCUGUACAGUACUUUUUUUGUUUAGAUCAUUAAGAUGUUAACUGUUAGUAGAAAGUUUGCUGCUACCAAUAUCAAUGAGGGUAUGCCCUAACGCUCUCCGUCUCAAAGGGAGGAUUACUGUGUAGGAAAGGGGGUGGAACGUGGCAGCGGGGCACAGCUCCUCGUCAUGCGGCUGUCGGAUGGGUCUCCGUGGGAGCAGGUAGGUGUUGGAGCAGACGUCUGACGGCCAGGUGAAGGGUGGAGAAACGUGUGUGUGUGUGUGUUACUUGCCCCCAAGGAGCUGUCUUCCCCCCUUUCUGGUCUUCCAUACCAGUAUUUGUGUCCUUGUGGAGAGUCACAUAGAAUAAUAUGGAUAUUUCUUCCAAUUUAUUUCACCAGAAUACAAUGUAUCAGUGAUGUAUAAAUAACAAUAAAGCUGAAUUAAUUGUUGUAACCUGGGAUAUAA
Molecule: messenger RNA, 4439 nt
Organism: Pungitius pungitius (ninespine stickleback)
Lineage: Eukaryota; Metazoa; Chordata; Actinopteri; Perciformes; Gasterosteidae
Gene: oxr1a
Product: oxidation resistance 1a
Exons: 17
Coding region: 212-2725 (837 amino acids)
Biological process (GO): response to oxidative stress
Cellular component (GO): nucleus
Source: RefSeq, a predicted model, not a curated record